CGGAGCGGCGCCCGCGCGGUUCGAGCGCGGCCAUGGCGGAGCCGGAGCGGGGCCCGGAGCCGGUGACGGCCGAGGCGGUGCUGAGGGAGCUGCGGCUCUUCGAGCUGCGCUGCGACGGCGAGGAAGUGCCCGACAAGCUGGUGGAGCUGUGCCUGAGCCACAGGCUGGACCCGGUGGCCUUGGCCAACGAGCUGCUGGCCUUCGUCACCAGCAAAGACCUGGACCUGCAGCUCACCCCCGAGGGCCUGGACGCCUUCGAGCACGAGGUGCUGGCCAAGCGCGGCAGCCGCGGCCGGCGCGGGCGGGACGAGCGCCGCGGGCUCCUCCACGACAUCCACUCGCUCCAGGAGCUCCUCGACGAGGAGCAGGAGGACGAGCUGCUGGACGCCUACACCACCCCGUCCAAGGGCUCCCAGAAACGCAGCAACUCCACCCCGGAGACGCCGCGGCCCAAGCGAGCGGCGCCGUCCCGCAGCCCCUACGGGCUCUUCUCCCCCAGCAGCUUCUCCCCGAGUGUCACCCCCUCCCAGAAAUACUCGUCCCGUGGGGGCCGGGGCGAGGUCGUGGCCUCGCUCGGCUCCGGCCAGGGCCUGGCCUGGCGCGGCCGCGGCGGCUGCGGCGUCACCAUCUUCGGCCACCCCGAGCAGAGCCUCAGCAAACCCUACAAGAGCAUGUUCCAGAAGGCGCUGGACGUGCGGGAAGCGCUGGCCGGGCGGGUGGAGGAGCUCGGGGAGGUCCUGCAGAGGCACCACGGCCUGGACAGCUUCAGCUCCGCUGUGCUCCCGGCUCAGGAGCCGGUGACGGUGCUGGGGCAGAUCGGCUGUGACGGGAACGGGAAGCUCAACACCAAAUCCGUGCUGCUGGUGGGGGACCGGGAGCACUCGGGGGGAGCCGAGGUCCCUCUGGACCUCUCGGAGCUUCUGGAAUAUUCCCUGUUCCCGGGACAGGUGGUGGCCCUGGAAGGCACCAACAGCACGGGCAGGAGGAUGGUGGUGACCAAGCUCUACGAGGGGGUCCCUCUGCCCUUCCACACCCCCACGGAGCCGAUGGCAGAGCAGAGGAUGGUGCUGGUGGCCUGUGGCCCCUUCACGCCCUCGGACAGCAUCACCUUCGAGCCCCUCAGUGACCUCCUGGAGGUUGUGGCCCGUGACCGCCCCGACGUUUGUAUCCUGUUUGGGCCGUUCCUGGACGCCAAGCACGAGCAGGUGGAGAGCUGCCAGCUCCUGAGCCCCUUCUCCGACGUGUUCCGCCUCUGCCUCGGGACCAUCAUCGAGGGCACCAGGAGUGCUGGCUCCCAGCUGGUGCUGGUGCCCUCGCUCCGGGACGUGUCCCACGACUUCGUGUAUCCGCAGCCGCCCUUCUCCUUCCCCAACCUGCCCAAGGAGGACAAAGCGGAGCAGAUCUGA
Molecule: messenger RNA, 1406 nt
Organism: Lonchura striata (white-rumped munia)
Lineage: Eukaryota; Metazoa; Chordata; Aves; Passeriformes; Estrildidae
Source: RefSeq, a predicted model, not a curated record